Molecule: messenger RNA, 1302 nt
Organism: Zootoca vivipara (common lizard)
Lineage: Eukaryota; Metazoa; Chordata; Lepidosauria; Squamata; Lacertidae
Gene: GPR135
Product: G protein-coupled receptor 135
Biological process (GO): G protein-coupled receptor signaling pathway
Cellular component (GO): membrane
Molecular function (GO): G protein-coupled receptor activity
Source: RefSeq, a predicted model, not a curated record
AUGGAGGGAUCCGCGCUGCUGCUCCUGGUCAACGGCUCGGCGCCGGGGCGCAAUGAGAGCGGCGGCGGCCAAGUGUCUGUGCCGGAGGCCCCGGCGGAGGCGGCGUGGGGCUGGUCCGGGGCGUCGCUGGCGUCGCAGGCGCUGCUGCUGCUGCUGAUCUUCGCGCUGUCGGCGCUGGGCAACGGCGCCGUGGUGGUGGUGAUCGCGCGGCACCGGCCUCUGCGCACGGUCACCAACGCCUUCGUGCUGUCGCUGUCGCUGUCGGAGCUGCUGGGCGCCGCGCUGUGCCUGCCGCCCGCCUUGGUCAGCCUCCUCAGUGGGCGCCCCCACGGGGCUUGGCUCUUUGGGCCGCGCCUGUGCCUGGCCAGCGCCGCCGCGCACGCCGGCCUGGGCAUCGCCGCCACUCUCACCAUGGCGCUGCUCUCCUUCGACCGCUACUGCGCCAUCGUCCGCCAGCCGAGGCGCAAAAUGGGCCGUCGGAGGGCCGCGCAGCUCCUGGCCGCCGUCUGGCUAGCCGCGCUAGGCUUCUCGGGGCCCUGGUACCUGCUGGGCCGGAGGGAGGACGAGGAAGAGGAGGAGGAAGCGGGGCCCGAGGCCUACCACUGCAUGUAUGCCCUGCCCUGGGGGUCCUCGCGCCUAGGCCCCCCCUACAGUGCCACACUGAUCGUCCUGUGCUACCUGCUGCCCUUCGCCCUCAUGUGCUUCUGCCACUACAACAUCUGCCGCGCAGUACGGCGCUCGGAGAGCAGGGUGCGCCCCCUCACCUCCUACGGGCACCUGCUGCGCUUCUACGGCGAGAUGCGGACAGCCACCACGGUCCUUAUCAUGAUCGUCUCCAUCAUCUGUUGCUGGGGGCCCUACUGCAUCCUGGGCCUGGCUGCUGCCACAGGGCACGUCUCCUUCUCGCCUGCUGUGGACACUGUGGCCUGCUGGAUGGCCUGGGCCAACGGAGCCAUCAACCCCCUCAUCUACGCCGCCCGGAAUCCCAACAUCGCCAUGCUGCUUGGGCGCAACCGGGAAGGGGGGUACAGAACGAGAGGCAAUGUGGCUGCAGUGGCACUGGCUGCCACCCAAGGCCGCCGCCUGGAGGGCAAGAGCCGGGCAGAGCGGUACGCCAGCCAUGGGAGCGGAGGCACUGUGGGGAGCACCCUCACCUCCUCCAGCCCGGCCAGUGGAGGGGAAUUGGGGGUGUGGGCCUGCAGGAACCCAGCGCUGCUCUUCUGCCGGGAUGGGUGGCCGGACACGGCUUCUGAAGGAGGCUUGAAGCAAGGAAAAAGGGGUGCUGCCGAUACCAGCCUGUGA